Molecule: messenger RNA, 4710 nt
Organism: Pelobates fuscus (common spadefoot toad)
Lineage: Eukaryota; Metazoa; Chordata; Amphibia; Anura; Pelobatidae
Gene: INPP5F
Product: inositol polyphosphate-5-phosphatase F
Exons: 20
Coding region: 116-3433 (1105 amino acids)
Biological process (GO): regulation of endocytic recycling; phosphatidylinositol dephosphorylation
Cellular component (GO): early endosome; clathrin-coated endocytic vesicle
Molecular function (GO): phosphatidylinositol-4-phosphate phosphatase activity
Source: RefSeq, a predicted model, not a curated record
UGUCAGUCCAGUCUGGGAGCCGAGCGCAGGAAGCCGGAUCCCCCCCCGAGCCCGGAAUAGCGAGUCCCAUCGGCUCCGCGCCCCCAGCAACCGGCUCCGCGCCCCCUCCGCCACCAUGGAGCUCUUCCAGGCCAAGGACCACUACAUCCUGCAGAGCGGGGACCGCGCCCUAUGGUGCAGCCGGCAGGACGGAGCCCUCAGCACCCGAACCGCGACAGACCUCCUUUUGGCGUGGAAUCCAAUCUGCCUGGGUCUAGUGGAGGGAAUUAUCGGCAAAGUUCAACUUCACACUGACCUCCCAUGGUGGCUUCUGCUCAUUCGACAGAAAUCUCUGAUUGGUAAACUGCCAGACGGACAUGAAAUUUAUAAAAUUACAAAGAUUGCGGUCUUACCCCUCUCCAGCACUGAGCCUGAGGAUCUGGAACUAGAGCUCUGCAGAAAGCAUCAUUUUGGGAUCAAUAGGCCAGAGAAAAUAACACAGUCUCCAGAUGACUCGAAGUUCCUCUUAAAGACCUUGAAUCAGAUCAAAUCUAACGUGUCUGCUCCAAACAAGAAAAAGGUUAAAGAAAGUAAAGAAAAGGAGAAGUUGGAGCGUCGGCUGUUAGAAGAGCUGUUCAAAAUGUUCAUGGACUCCGACUCUUUCUACUACAGCUCGACCUACGACCUCACCAACUCGGUCCAGAGGCAGAGUAUGGGGGACAAGGGGAAGAUACCACUGUGGCAGAGGGUGGACGACCGAUUCUUUUGGAACAAGCACAUGAUGGAGGAUCUCAUUAAACUUGAGGAUCCGCUCCGGAGUUUCUGGAUCCUGCCAAUCAUUCAGGGGUUUGUGCAGAUUGAAGAACUGAUGGUGAAUUAUAAUGAGUCCUCCGAUGAUGAGAAGAGCAGUCCAGAGACGCCCCUUCAGGAGCCAACAUGUGUUGAUGAUGUUCACCCUCGGUUCUUGGUGGCUGUCAUAUCGCGAAGGAGCAGGCAUCGAGCUGGGAUGAGGUACAAGCGGAGAGGUGUGGACAAAACUGGACAAGUUGCAAACUAUGUGGAGACGGAGCAGUUAAUCCACGUCCACAAUCACUCGCUGUCCUUUGUCCAGACCCGAGGUUCUGUACCGGUAUUCUGGAGUCAGGCAGGGUAUAGGUACAACCCCAGGCCACGGCUAGAUAAAGGUGAGAAAGAAACCAGCCAGUAUUUCUGUCUACAUUUUAACCAAGAGCUCGACAUCUACAAGAAGCAGGUUCUUAUAAACUUGGUGGACCAAGUAGGCAGAGAGAAGAUCAUCGGCGAUGCCUAUCUCAAACAAGUUCUCAUGUUUAACAAUCCCAACCUUACAUAUGUCACCUUCGACUUUCACGAACACUGCCGAGGGAUGAAGUUUGAGAAUGUUCAGACUCUGACUGAUGCGAUUAGCGAUAUCAUCUUGGAUAUGAAGUGGGGCUGGGUGGACCAGGCCGGGGUGAUCUGCAAACAAGAAGGGAUAUUCAGAGUAAACUGCAUGGAUUGCCUCGAUCGUACCAACGUUGUACAAGCCGCCAUUGCACGCGUGGUGAUGGAGCUUCAGCUCAAGAAAUUAGGUGUGAUGCCCCCAGAGCAACCGCUCCCGAUGAAAUGUUACCGUCUGUACCAGAUCAUGUGGGCAAACAACGGCGACGCAAUCAGCAGGCAGUACGCGGGAACGGCUGCACUCAAGGGAGAUUUUACUCGUACCGGUGAAAGGAAGCUGGCCGGCGUGAUGAAGGACGGAGUGAACUCUGCAAACCGAUAUUAUCUGAACCGAUUUAAAGAUGCGUACCGCCAAGCAGUGAUAGAUUUGAUGCAGGGAAUUCCUGUGACAGAAGAUCUAUACUCCAUCUUCACCAAAGAGAAGGAACACGAAGCCCUUCACCGACAGAGCCAGAGGAACCACCAGGAGCUGAUCAGUCAGCUGCUCCAGAACUAUAUGGAGAUGCUGCUCCCAGACACAGAGAAAUUCCAUGGAGGCUGGGCCCUGAUAGACUGUGACCCCAGCCUUAUCGAUGCCACUCACAAGGAUGUCGAUGUCCUCCUGCUGCUUUCCAACUGUGCCUAUUAUGUUGCCUAUUAUGAUGAUGAGGUCGAUAAAGUGAAUCAGUAUCAGCGAUUGAGCUUGGACGACUUGGAAAAGAUUGAAAUUGGACCUGAACCAACAUUUUUCGGAAAGCCUAAAUUCUCUUGCAUGAGGUUGCACUAUAAAUACAAAGAGAAUCCUGGCUACUUCCAUACACUGAGAGCGGUGACACGCAGCCUGGAGGAAGAUGGGAAAGAUACACUGCUCUGCAUAGCGGAGAUGCUACGCAUCACUAAACAGGCCAGUGGGUCGGACGUGCCCAUCAUCGAGAAGAAGCUGGAAAGGAAAAGUAGCAAACCUCAUGAGGACAUUAUGGGCAUUCGUUCCAAAAGCCAGAGAUUGGGAAUCAACAGUGUGGGCCCAGGUCUAGCUCAGGGUAAAAACUACCUGAUGAGUAAAUUCUCCUCUCUUAACCAGAAAGUCAAACAGACCAAUAUUGGAACCUUACGGAAGCUUGGUACAUUCAACAGGACAGACGUGAAGGGCUUCCUAAAACCAAACCUGCAAGUAAAUGUUUGGAAAUCUGACAGUAGCCUGGAAAAUACUGGGUCGGAGGUGAAGGGUCACAUCGAAUCCGACUUAGAUAAUUCGUCAGACAAUGACUCUUUCCAUUCCGAUGACUUUCUUCCCAAAUCUGAUGAUGAAGGACAUUUAACAGGUUCUCUAGAGAACAUUGGCCAGAGUGAUUAUGUCCUACCAAGCUGUGGGAUCAUUGCCUCUGUGCCUCGUUUAGGAAGCCGCUCACAGUCUGUCAGCAGCGCUGAGCUCAAUCUCCACAUCUCUACAGAGAUUCAUGUUACCCAGUGCAAUGAACCUGAGAGCAGAGAGGCCUCACCAGAAGACCAAGUCCUAAUAGACUUUGGAACCCCGAUCGAUGCCUACUGCCACCAGUUUGUCCAUGAUGCACGGACCAAACAGAACAUCAAUGAGACAGUUAAUAAGGAGGAGAAAAUGGACCAAGGACAAUCAAGCAAUCACUCUAAAAUUCCAUCCAGUACAGCAGAAACAGAACAAUUUUUCCGGCCAUCACAGCUUGAUGUAGACGUCAGCAACACUAGUUCCCUAUUACCUGUGGAGUCAUCUCUGUCAGCUCGAGUGACACCUGGGUCGGGCUCCGCUUCUGCAGCUUCUCCAGCAGACAGCAGCAGCAGUCGAGCCGUGUCUCCUUUUGCCAAGAUACGAAGUUCUGUGGCCCAGGUGGCCAACAUCACCCAGGCUGGUCUGACUCAAGGCAUCAAUUUUGCUGUGGCAAAAGUACAAAAGAGUCCAGAACCUGAAUCUGUCCCUGCACCCCAGAAGAAUGACAUGAAGGAGAUGUUUACACAGUGUCAGACACGGAUAAUACAGAUAUGACUGUACUUACAUGUUUGAGAAUGUGUUAAUUACGCAAAAUAUAUCAAAUUCCGGUUCUUUUUGGGGCCCUACCAUGCUAGAGGUAUUUGCAAUCACUUCCUAUUCAAGACCAAUGACCACAGUGGGGAAGCCAGCCUGAGCAUCACUGCGGCAGUCCUUCUCUUGAUGGUCAGGUUGCCUUUACACAGAAAAUAUAACCAGAACGUAGUCUGCUGUUCAUUCAAAGGGACAUCCAGGCCCUUACAUGUGAUGCUCAUUGGACUGAAUGAACCUUAACUGCCGUCCAUGCACUGGGAUCAAGCGAACACAUCAUGUUUACAAUUGUUUUUGUCCACUUGUUCGUGAUUUCUAAAUGUGGUACGUGGCAUCUGUUGGUGGUCAGUCGUGCACAGUAAGUGAGGCAGCAACGCUUUCAUUUUUAAGGAAAUGGGAACGUUUUUGUUUUAUGGUUUUGUUCCUGUUCUUGUUUUUACCAGGGCGAGCAGUUAGAUUUUAGUAUUAUUUAUUUUUAAGAUCUUUUUAUAUAUCUAUAAAUAUUCUCACACAUGGAAUAUAAAAUCUGAAUAUUCCUUUAAAAUAAGCGCCUGAACGUAACCAUUUGGCAUCGGUAAGUCAUGAUAAAUUACUGCUCGUUACAUAUGUUUUGCACAUUUCUUUGCACCUGGCCUUACAUUUUUUAUUUUUUUUAGAAUACAUUUUGCUGGGCAGUGUCUUAGAAACCUCAGGCACACAAAGCAUUAACCAUGCCUCCAUUUUUUGCAGCUCCUUAUUUCAAACCCGUUUUAAACACUGGCAAGUCUUGUGUGUUGUUGGGGUUCAGUGGCGCUUGGCAGAGCUGUUUUGGGGGUGCAGUCUGAGAGGGUUCAGCUGGGACCCUGCCUUUCACGUCUCUGUACUAGAGGACAAUUUGUAUUCACAGCACACUGGGAUCCAUAUGAUUAAUAUUGUAGAGCGCUUUCAAUGACUAAAUGGAAGUUCUAUUAUAAUAGAAGAGUUUUAAAGGAAAUAAUAUAUAUAUAUGUGUGUGUGUAUGUAUAGAUAUAACCUGUAGACUAUUCCCAGGCGAUUGGAUGCUGUGGUAAUGUGGUUUGUACACUGGCAGUAUUUAAACCAAUCUCUGCCCCUUGUGGUACUUAGUGCUCUGUGUUCCAUGCUGUAUAUUUAUUUUUUAUUUUAUUUUUAAUUAUUUCUUACAUCACAGAUGUGUCUUUCCCUUAUUUGUAGUACCUGACCAGAAAAUGUGGCUGUAUGUUAAACAAGUUAAAUUAUUUUAAUAA